Messenger RNA from Cygnus atratus (black swan), 1099 nucleotides. RefSeq names its product ATP23 metallopeptidase and ATP synthase assembly factor homolog (gene ATP23). Lineage: Eukaryota; Metazoa; Chordata; Aves; Anseriformes; Anatidae. Gene Ontology annotation, biological process: mitochondrial protein processing; mitochondrial proton-transporting ATP synthase complex assembly. The coding region runs from base 12 to 740 and encodes 242 amino acids. The record is from RefSeq and is a predicted model, not a curated record. Gene Ontology annotation, cellular component: extrinsic component of mitochondrial inner membrane. The transcript has 6 exons. Gene Ontology annotation, molecular function: metalloendopeptidase activity.
GGGGAGCGGCCAUGGCGGCAGAGGGGGGCGCUCCGCCGCCGGGCGGGGGGGAGGAGGAGGAGGAGGAUGACCUCGGGUACCGGCUGUUCCCGGACCGCAAGAAGAAGCCGCAGAGCUUCCUGGUGCGCAGCCUCUUCACCUUCCACAACCGCUGCCAGCUGAUGCUGCGGAUGAGCCUGGAGACGAAUCCAUAUGCUCAACUGCUUCUUGCGGCUAUGAAGCAAUCUGGUUGCACUGUCUUCAAUGACCGGCACUUUUCUUGCGAAAACUGCGAUGGCUGUGUCAGUGGAGGUUUUGAUUCUGCCACAUCUCAGAUUGUUCUGUGUCAGAACAAUAUUCGCCAGCAAUCCCAUAUGAACCGGGUGGUUGCGCAUGAAUUGAUACACGCUUUUGAUCACUGCCGUGCACAUGUUGACUGGUUUAAAAACGUCAAACACUUAGCCUGUUCAGAGAUUCGAGCUGCUAAUCUCAGUGGAGACUGUACGCUGAUGAAUGAAAUAGCCAGGUUUAAAUUUGGAUUGAAAGCACACCAUCAGACUUGUGUACGAGACAGAGCAAUUCGUUCCAUUCUGGCUGUUCGAAAAGUUAGCAGAGAGACUGCGGAAAAAGCUGUGGAUGAAGUGUUUGAUGCCUGCUUCAAUGAUCUGGAACCAUUUGGAAGAAUCCCGCACAAUAAAGCAGAUGCAAAACGUGCUUAUAAAGACUUUCUGAACAGAGAUCGCUACAACGCUAAUUUGUAGAGGAAAAAAAUGUGAAAAACUAUCUUAAUAGCUGGUUGUUCUAUAGUAUCUGGAAUUACAAUCUACCCCCACAAUGCUGGUGGAAAGGGGCAAUUCUUUCAAAUGCAUCAGUUCAUUUUGUAAACUUUUUCAAGGAGUCAAUUUCCAUCGAGGUAAAUGAAGUAAAUGAACUUGACUAAAAACUGUGUUUCUUCACCUGUUAUUCCAACAAGCUCGUUUAGUACACCAAAUGACUUAGCAGAUAAUGAUCUGCACAUUUCAAUGCACAUUUAAUUCUGUUAGGUCUGACUAGGAAUUGGUUUCUAAAAAUUUUGUUGUUAUUGAACAAAUCUUUUCAUAAAAUCUUUAAAUUUCCACCA